Didymodactylos carnosus is the source of this 660-nucleotide messenger RNA. The record is from the annotation of a GenBank genome assembly. Lineage: Eukaryota; Metazoa; Rotifera; Eurotatoria; Philodinida; Philodinidae.
AUGCAAAAAGUCCUUGACGGCCUCGAUAAAACAAGCAUUUAUCGUGAUAAAUGUAUCGAAAAUAUCCUCGUAGAACAAUUAUCGAUAACGAUAUAUCGUCUGCAAGUAUUACGUGAAAUGGUGGAAAUUGUUUUAGCCCUUCCCAUUAGAAAGAGUUGGCUAUCGUACUUAAAAACAUUAGAAAUUCGUUUUCAAUGUUUAUUAUCGGCAUUAUUACCGGAUAAAAUGUCCCCGAAGGUACAUUUUUGUUGCGAAUAUUCCGGCAUUAUUCGUGAUUUCGGCCCACCAGUUCGUUAUUGGUGUAUGAGAUACGAAGGACGACAUUUUUAUUUCAAAAAAAAAGCAUUAAGAACAGGCAAUUUCAAGAACAUAUCAAAAACGUUAGCAACACGUAAUCAGUACAAGCAUUGUUUAUUGUUAAGCAAAUGUAAAUUCUUAAAGUUAUAUAGCGAAACAUCAUGUGUUAAACAAACAAAAUUAAGUAAUUGCGAUGGUGAUGUGAAACAACUUUUAUAUGAAAAAUUUGGCAUUGAAUGUUUAUCAUCAUCAACAAGAAUUCUGGAAUGUCAAGUAUUAAUUCAUAAUCACGUCUCAUAUAAACAGAAUUCUGUUGUGGUGUAUGAUGUCAUUCAAUCACCAAGUUCAAUCACCAUUACCUGA